This is a messenger RNA of Nematolebias whitei (Rio pearlfish), 1329 nucleotides long. RefSeq names its product acyl-CoA dehydrogenase long chain (gene acadl). The transcript has 11 exons. NCBI's taxonomy places the organism in Eukaryota, Metazoa, Chordata, Actinopteri, Cyprinodontiformes, Rivulidae. Gene Ontology annotation, biological process: carnitine metabolic process, CoA-linked; fatty acid beta-oxidation using acyl-CoA dehydrogenase; long-chain fatty acid catabolic process. The record is from RefSeq and is a predicted model, not a curated record. The coding region runs from base 1 to 1329 and encodes 442 amino acids. Gene Ontology annotation, molecular function: flavin adenine dinucleotide binding; long-chain fatty acyl-CoA dehydrogenase activity. Gene Ontology annotation, cellular component: mitochondrion.
AUGUUUUGUAAGAAUAUUGUCAAACCGAGUGUUUGCAGGUUGAAAAAUGCCUUUGGACGACGAGUGGUGCUCUCUGCGGCUUCUGCCAGGUUAAAAAUUUCACUCAGAAAACAGCAUAGUCAGCCGUCCACUCCUACACGACUGGAGACCUCCGCUGCCAGAAACAUGAUGGACAUUGGAACCCGCCGCAUCUUCAACGAGGACCACGAUAUCUUCAGACAAAGUGUUCGGAGAUUCUUUCAAGAGGAAGUGAUUCCACACCACAACGAGUGGGAGAAGGCAGGUCAAGUGAGCAGGGAGGUGUGGGAGAAGGCUGGUGAGCAAGGACUGCUGGGUAUAACGAUACCAGAAGAGCACGGCGGCAUUGGAGCAGACGUGUUUUCUGCAGCUAUCGCAUGGGAAGAGCGAAUGUAUUCCAACUGUACAGGCCCAGGUUUUGGUUUGCACUCUGAAAUCAUCAUGCCUUAUAUUGUCAAAUAUGGCAACAAGGAACAGAUUGAGCGCUUUAUUCCUUCCAUGACUGCUGGGAAAUGCAUUGGUGCAAUUGCAAUGACAGAGCCAGGAGCUGGCAGCGAUCUUCAGAGUGUGAAGACAUAUGCCUAUAAGGAUGGCAGUGACUGGAUUCUUAAUGGCAACAAGGUUUUUAUCUCAAACGGUUGGAUGGCUGACCUGGUGGUGGUCGUAGCCGUGACCAACCGUGAGGCGAAGUCUGCGGCACAUGGGAUCAGUCUGUUUCUGGUGGAGGAGGGCAUGAAGGGCUUUCAGAAAGGACGCAAGUUGGAUAAGAUUGGUCUGAAGGCACAGGACACAGCUGAACUAUUUUUUGAGGAUGUGCGACUUCCUGCCAGUGCCGUCUUGGGUGAACUCAACAAAGGUUUCUACUACCUGAUGAAUGAACUGCCACAGGAACGUUUGUCGGUUGCCGACAUGGCCAUAGCAAGCUGUGAGUUCAUGUUUGAAGAAACCAGGAACUAUGUUAUGCAGCGAAAGGCUUUUGGCAAGACCCUUGCUCACCUACAGACCGUGCAGCACAAGCUGGCAGAGCUGAAGACUGAGAUCUGUGUGGGCCGAACUUUCGUUGAUAACUGCAUUCAGCUCUUCGCUGAGAAUCGACUGGAUUCCUCGACUGCCUCUAUGGCCAAGUAUUGGACGUCGGACCUCCAGAACAAGGUGGCCACUCAGUGCCUGCAGCUCCACGGAGGCUGGGGUUACAUGUGGGAAUACCCAAUCGCCAAGGCGUUUGUGGACUCGCGUGUUCAGUCCAUCUAUGGAGGUGCCAACGAAAUCAUGAAGGAGCUCAUCGCUCGUGGCAUCGUCGGCCAAAAGUGA